Messenger RNA from Orycteropus afer afer, 555 nucleotides. It is a transcript of the gene DNAJC15, whose product is annotated as DnaJ heat shock protein family (Hsp40) member C15. Gene Ontology annotation, molecular function: ATPase activator activity. The record is from RefSeq and is a predicted model, not a curated record. Gene Ontology annotation, cellular component: PAM complex, Tim23 associated import motor. NCBI's taxonomy places the organism in Eukaryota, Metazoa, Chordata, Mammalia, Tubulidentata, Orycteropodidae. Gene Ontology annotation, biological process: protein import into mitochondrial matrix.
AUCCGCGAGUUGAACUCGCCCUAACUAGUUUGUCCCUGAGGCCGCCUCGUAGGCGGCGUCGCGUCGCUGAGCGUCUCUCUAGGCUACAUUGUCAUGGCUGCUGGUGGUGGUGUUACCCCUGUUGGCGAGGGGCUGCGCUACGCCGAGUACUCUCCGCCCUCGGCCAAAAGGCCAGACGCCGAUAUCGACCAGGGACUGGCAAGAAGUUUGAUAGCUGUAGGACUGGGUGUUGCAGCCUUUGCAUUUGCAGGUCGCUAUGCAUUUCAAAUCUGGAAACCUCUAGAGCAUGUAAUCACAGAAACAGCAAAGAAGAUUUCAAAUCCUGGCCUUUCAUCCUACUAUAAAGGAGGAUUUGAACAGAAAAUGAGUAGGCGAGAAGCUAGUCUUAUUUUAGGUGUAAGCCCAUCUGCUGGCAAGGCCAAGAUUAGAACAGCCCAUAGAAGAAUCAUGAUUUUGAACCACCCAGACAAAGGUGGAUCCCCUUACUUAGCAACCAAAAUAAAUGAAGCUAAAGACUUGCUAGAAUCAAGCACCAAACAUUAAUUGAUGCUCAAG